GCCAUGCAAAACAAACCCAAAUUUCGGUUUUGUGCAACUUUUGCUUUGUAUUAGUAAGUAGGUUCGAAAGCGACUUGCUAAUGGCAGACGCAGUAACAGCCUGUCGGGUCUGUCUGGCGGGGGACGUGCGGUUGUUAACAAUCGCCGGCGCGCUCCAGCUGGUGUAUGAGAAGAUCACCAGCAAUGCACUGCACAGUGAGGGGAAGCCCGUGGCGGCGUGUUAUAUCUGCUACGCUCAGCUCGACAAGUGCCGCAAGUUGAUGCUGACUUGUGCAAUAGCAGAGAAUGUGCUGAAUGAUAUGUUGCACAGACACGCUGAGAUAACUAAAGGAACAAUAUCCCUGAUUGACCGCAAGGCUCACGGGCUGUGUGGAUCACUGACCUGCAGUGGAACUGUACAUCACAAUUAUGAUUUACCAGCCCCCAUGGUGAUCAAAACUGAGCCAGAGUCGGAUAUGGCCAACACUGAGCCAGUGAGGACCGAGGAGGAACCAGAGCAAGAUCCUCUGCAGCUAGACAACAUGUGUGACACGGAAUGGGCUUCUGAUGAAGAAGACCCCAUCAGUCUGUCGCAGCCGUGCAAUGCAGAGAUGGACACCCCAGAGCAAAAUGAGCGAGUGGAAGUGCAGACCUCGGGAGCUGCCAAACAGAAACAAGGUGACAGCAGUACAACCAACAGCAAACAGUACGAGUUUCGACUAGAGUCAACAACUCAGACUGCUCGGGGACGACACCAGUGUGAUGUUUGUCAGAAACAGUUUAGAUGUAAUGUGGAAAUAGUACGGCACAUGAGAACUCACACCGGUGAGAAACCAUUCCAAUGUAAUAUCUGUCGAAAACGAUUUAGACGAAAGCACCAUUUAAGAAGACACCUGGAGACUCAUGAUGAGAAAACACCACUUCAGUGUUAUAUUUGUAAGCACAGUUUUAAUCAAACUUCAGAUUUAUUAACGCACAUUUGUGAUGGUGAGAAACCCCGCCAACCUGUUAUCAGUAAAUCUGACAAAAGCAAGAAACGAUUUAAAUGCAACUCAUGUCAAUAUAAAAGUAGUCACAAAAUAGAUUUUACACGACACGUGAGAACUCACACCGGUGAGAAACCAUUUCAAUGUAAUAUUUGUGAUUAUCGUUGUAGUCACAAGUCUAACUUAGUGGCGCACGUCAAAUCUCACAAGGGGAAGACUCCAUUCCAAUGUAAACAUUGUGAUUUCCGGUCUUAUCAUAAGUCAAGUUUAACAGCUCAUAUUAUCAGAACGCAUCCUGGCGAGAAACCAUACCAAUGUGAGGUUUGUCAACACAAAUUUGUACAGAAGCAUCAUUUGUUAAAUCAUUUGAGAACUCACACCGGUGAGAAACCAUUUCAAUGUAUGGUAUGUGAUUAUCGUUGUAAACAGAAAUCUUAUUUAGUGACGCACAUAAGAACCCACACCGGUGAGAAGCCUUUCGAAUGCGACGUCUGUCAACAUCGGUUUGUUCGUAAGUAUCAGUUGCAGCUCCACAUGAAGACACACUAAGAAAACAGAUAAUUAAUCGGAUAUAUACGUUUACCUAUUUCGACUGCGAGCGCCAAUCACGAUCGAGGACCGCGAACAUUACCAAAUAAGGCGCGUUAUUUGCGCGUGUCACAGUAUAAGUAAAAGCAUACGCAUUGCCGCCAGCCCACAGUAUAAAUUAAUGCAGGGAACGACUUAUGUAUCGGUAACAAUUGACACAUCUAAAAAGGGUGUUCUUAAAGAGGUUUUCGUAUUAAUCACACGGACGCGACCUACGACUAUGUUUUAGAACCAAAACGGGCUGAAUGAAGGCCUACUCGCUUCGCUCACAAUGUCAAUAAAUGCGUAAGUAAGUUACCUCUUCAGUCUUCCUUCACGCUCUAUUUACUCGAAGCAAUAUUCCUGAAAUAUUGCGUACACUACAGACAAGGAUAAAAAAAUACAUUUCAUCCCGGAAGAAAAAAAGAAAUGUUGCCGUGGGUGGUCCACACAGGCGAAGUCGCGGGUAAAAGCUGAUAAAGACUGCACCUAGUAAUGCCGCCACCACAUUAUUGCGGACCAGUUCGCCGAAAUUUACGGGUUCAGCAUACGUUGCUGGUUUUUCAUUGCGGCAAAUAAAUGUCUCGUACGAACAACUCAAUGUUCAUGUAUUCGCGUCGGCAUGUGUCCGAAUUCGGUGAUAGUGUGCAUCCUUAAGUAUAACAAGUUGUUGCACUAAUAUCCGAGUGUUUAAUAUGCAAGCCCGGGCGGAUACGGACAACGUCGGUAGCGAGAAAUAAGAAUGAAUAAUUACUUGCAAGGCGAUAACACGCCGGUUGAAGGUAGAAAUCCGAUUGCCUUGGACGUAAAUUGGAUGUAAAUAAUACUAAUUAUAUUGUUACGGACUAGUGUUCUUGAUAAUUCGGAAUAACACGCCUGAUAACUCUUUGGAUCUUUAUUAUGUACACCACAUUAAUUAUUUCCACUAGUUAGUCUACAAUGUCCACUCUCAAUGUACUCAAGUCCGGUCGUAUCUCCGGAGUGUAUUUGUCUAUCUCCCUCUCUCCCAUUGCAACGUCUGACAAGGUGCAUAUGACUAUGUUGUUAAGUCACAUACAUAUGUAAAGCAAUGAAAAAAAAAAUCGCUGGUAGUCACUAUUUCUCACUUAUCACUUGGAUCGCUUAUAGCUCUUCCAAAAUAUAACUAAAUUUAUAUCCUUGUCCCCGUCUCGAAUAGUUCAGAAGGUCGUUGAAGACUCACGUAUAGUCGCGCAGGUAAUGAAUCAGGGACAUGAAUCACGAUUUGACGUACUACUUAGUUUCCUAAAUGUGUUUAUUUUUCAUUUAGCGGGUGUUGUAGUCAUGACAUUGUCUAUACUUAAGAUACUAGAUAUAGCAACACUGUCUGUAUUCCUCUUCCUGUAAUGGCUCCGAUAAUAGAAAUAAACUUUUAAUUAGGAGCACUGGUCCUAAUAUUUUUUUUUCCAAUAUUUCUCUAUAUGCAGCAUAUGUUCAUACAUUGUAAAAAUAAUAUAAAUGAAUAUUGACACCAUUUGUUGUGUUUGUUCCCAUUGUGUCACACCGCGAUUUUGUAACACGUCGGGAGUAAAACUCGUUGUGUCGCAGCAAUGUGACACAGUACUCAAUGGCGCUGAGUAUUCCCGCUCAGGAUCCGCUAUGGUUGCGUUUUCGAUAAAACAGGGGUUCUCGCCAUUGGACACUGUUUUUAAAUAACUGUCAAUAAGAAAUUGGCCAAGAGCGAGUCGGACUAGCUCACUCAUGUUCCGGAGAAACAAAAAACUUGUUUUGCAUGCGUGCCUAUACGGAUUUAUGUUAACUAAAUAUAGGUAUGCUAUACGGAACCCUUCGUUAGCAACUCCGGCUCGCUUCUGGUCGGUUAUAUCGGUAUUGCAAUGGCGAAAAAAUUUAGUUCGUUGUACCUAGUUGAGAAGGAAUGAAAAGGGUACUAUUAUAAUAAAACAAGAUUUAAUUCACA
Messenger RNA from Plodia interpunctella (Indianmeal moth), 3468 nucleotides. RefSeq names its product zinc finger protein OZF-like. The coding region runs from base 81 to 1514 and encodes 477 amino acids. Gene Ontology annotation, biological process: regulation of transcription by RNA polymerase II. The record is from RefSeq and is a predicted model, not a curated record. Gene Ontology annotation, molecular function: RNA polymerase II cis-regulatory region sequence-specific DNA binding; DNA-binding transcription factor activity. The transcript is spliced from 5 exons. Lineage: Eukaryota; Metazoa; Arthropoda; Insecta; Lepidoptera; Pyralidae.